GGAUUAGCAAGCGCGCACAGUCAUUUAGGGUUAGGAUGCAUAGAACGCUGAACGCAACAAGCAGCAUAGUGAGUGCAUUAGUUUUCAAACUCUAAAAAUGAGUAGCCGAUCUAAAAAAAUUGUAGAAUUGGCCCUUCAGAUGGAGGAGCAUACAGAUGAUGAAAGCGAUUCGGAUCCUUUCAGUGCAGUUGAUUCCGAUUUGGAUCCUAUGUUUCUGCCAUCUAGUAAUGACGAACUAUCUGAUAGCUCUGACAUAUCUCUUACGGAAAUAAUAGGACAGAAAAAGAAAUUUACAAAAACGACAGGGGAAAGACCAGAACAAGUAUACAAUUUUGAGAAUCAACCGUGCUGUUCAAAAUCACUUCCAGUGGCCGAAUUUCAAGAAGCUGGGGUACAAAAUGAAGACGGGACACAGAAUCUCAAUGUUUCAUCGACUGAAACUGGAGACAAUCUUGAAAACGUGUUAGAUGAGGAAGAAGCUGCUGACCAGAAUGAACACACUUGGAGAGAGCCUGUGGGCAAUCACCAAGUGUUUGAUUAUUCUGCCGAAAGCGGUUUACACGCAGGUUAUGCUGCAGUUCUUAUCAACAAUUUAUCUCCAUACAGCUGCUUUCGUUAUUUUGUCGAUGAUGAAAUCAUAAAUGAAAUGGUAAAUCAGACCAAUCUAUAUGCAACCCAAGUUUUGUUCGAAGCUGAGGAUGUGAGUAGAGAAUCAAGGUUACAUCGUUGGGUUCCAACCGAUAAAGGUAGAACUAUUGUUGCCGAUAAUUACUACACCAGUCUCGAGCUAGUGAAUAUACUUCUUGACCAUAAGACACAUUAUAUUGGUACACUAAGAGCAAAUCGGCGAGGCAAUCCAAAAGAAGUUAUUCUGAAAAAACUAAAGAAAGGCGAAAUUUUUGGGCUAGAAAAUGGCAGAGGUGUGUGUGUGCUGAAGUGGAAGGACAAGAGAGAUGUCCUUCUUCUAUCCACUAAGCAUACCACCGAAACCGUAGAUGUUCAACGACGUACUGGUAUUGUCAAAAAGCCACGAGCAGUGAUGGAAUACAAUGAAGCCAAGUCGUCGAUUGACCAAUCUGACCAAUGGCAAGCUACCAUUCACCUGUAA
Molecule: messenger RNA, 1108 nt
Organism: Acanthoscelides obtectus
Lineage: Eukaryota; Metazoa; Arthropoda; Insecta; Coleoptera; Chrysomelidae
Source: the annotation of a GenBank genome assembly